AUGACUGCAGCCCCCGUCUCUUUGGUUUUGGCUCGGCAGGUUGACACGGACGACGUCCUCACCAAGGAAGAGCAGAUUUAUCUGCUGGGUGAAGCGAAGGAGAAAUGUCAAACCAACGUCAAAGCCCAGCUGGAGAAAAUCAAAGAUGCCAGCUGCUUCCCGGAGUGGGACGGAAUUAUCUGCUGGCCCGAGGGCUCCCCAAGCCAACAGGUGUCAGUCCCGUGCCCAGAGUACAUCUACGACUUCAAUCAUAAAGGCCACGCCUACAGACACUGUGAUGCCUAUGGGAACUGGGAGCUAGCGCUCAACAUCAACAAGACGUGGGCGAACUACACGGAAUGCACCGAGUUUCUCACCCCUGAGCGCCGGAGCCGAGAGAAGGAAGUGUUUGACCGCCUGCACAUGAUGUACACCAUCGGCUACUCCAUCUCCCUGGUCUCCCUCAUUGUUGCCGUGUGCAUCCUCUGCUACUUCAAGCGUCUGCACUGCACACGGAACUACAUCCACAUUCACCUCUUCGCCUCCUUCAUCUGCCGGGCCGCCAGCAUCUUCGUGAAGGAUGUGGUGCUUUACUCCGGCUUGCUGCCCGAGGAGCUGGAGAAGAUGCGAGUGGAUGAUUUAAAGGGCGAGUUGGGCCCCUUUCUGGGACACCGGACCCAGCUGGUGGGCUGCAAGGUGGUUGUGACACUUUUCCUUUAUUUCCUGGCCACCAACCACUACUGGAUUCUGGUGGAGGGGCUCUACCUGCACAGUUUGAUCUUCAUGGCCUUCCUCUCCAACAAGAACUACCUGUGGGCCCUCACCAUCAUCGGCUGGGGUCUCCCUGCUGUAUUUGUGUCUGUUUGGGCCAGUGUCAGGGCCUCUCUGGCGGAUACACAAUGCUGGGAUCUCAGCGCUGGGAAUAUGAAGUGGAUUUAUCAAGUCCCUAUCUUAGCAGCCAUUGUGGUGAAUUUCUUCCUCUUCCUCAACAUCGUGCGGGUUCUGGCGUCGAAGCUCUGGGAGACAAACACGGGGAAGCUAGACCCUCGGCAGCAGUACAGGAAGCUGCUGAAGUCCACCCUGGUGCUGAUGCCACUCUUUGGGGUCCAUUACGUGGUGUUCAUGGCAAUGCCCUACACUGAAGUCUCCGGCGUCUUAUGGCAAAUACAGAUGCACUAUGAGAUGCUGUUCAACUCCUCCCAGGGUUUCUUUGUGGCUUUUAUCUAUUGCUUUUGCAAUGGGGAGGUGCAGGCGGAGAUUAAGAAAGCCCGUUUCCGGAGGAGCCUGGCGCUGGACUUCAAGCAGAAAACACGAGUCACCAGCACGGGGGGGAGCUGCUAUUAUGGUGGGCUGGUGUCACACACCACCAACAGCGUCAGCAUGAGCAUUGCCGGACGGGGGCCGGCAGGGGCAGGGAUGCAGCAGAGCGCCAAGCACCGGAUCCUGCCGCUGUCCCCACACACCAGCCUGCUGGGAUAUAUCCCAAGCUCCUCUGCUUCCGACAACUCUGUGCCCUCCCCAACCCAAGAGAUUCCCCAGAAGGCCCCUGGGGAGAACGCCAAGGACUUUGUGUGUUUCCCAGACCUGGGUCAAAGUCAUUCCAGCCUGAGCAAAGAGGUGGAGACCAUGCUAUGA
Molecule: messenger RNA, 1614 nt
Organism: Emys orbicularis (European pond turtle)
Lineage: Eukaryota; Metazoa; Chordata; Testudines; Emydidae
Product: parathyroid hormone/parathyroid hormone-related peptide receptor-like
Exons: 12
Coding region: 1-1614 (537 amino acids)
Biological process (GO): cell surface receptor signaling pathway; adenylate cyclase-modulating G protein-coupled receptor signaling pathway
Cellular component (GO): plasma membrane
Molecular function (GO): G protein-coupled peptide receptor activity; parathyroid hormone receptor activity; peptide hormone binding
Source: RefSeq, a predicted model, not a curated record